Phyllostomus hastatus (greater spear-nosed bat) is the source of this 2342-nucleotide messenger RNA. It is a transcript of the gene LRATD1, whose product is annotated as LRAT domain containing 1. The transcript has 2 exons. NCBI's taxonomy places the organism in Eukaryota, Metazoa, Chordata, Mammalia, Chiroptera, Phyllostomidae. The record is from RefSeq and is a predicted model, not a curated record. The coding region runs from base 320 to 1210 and encodes 296 amino acids.
ACCGUGCAGGUAGCCCGGGCUCCCCAGCCAGCCUGGACGCAGACGCACCGGCACCUCACCUCGCCGAGCGCCGCGCCGCACGGUUCUGCGCGGGCGGAGCGGAGCCGCAGCCCCACACGGCGCCCAGGACCCACUUGCCACCACUGCCUCCGCAGCACCCAUGGGGACCAGCGGACUUUAAAGGAGUUUGGGGUUUCGGGAGCAGGGAAAUCACUGGUACGGAAAGGCGGCUUUCUUUGCCUUGGAGACGUUUUUUUCUUCGACUGUUUGGACCUUGUGCCUGAUCCCCGCUCCUGGCCCUUGCCUCGCCGCGUCAUUGAUGGGCAACCAACUGGACCGCAUCACCCACCUCAACUACAGCGAGCUGCCCACCGGGGACCCGUCUGGGAUCGAGAAGGACGAGCUGCGGGUCGGGGUCGCCUACUUCUUCUCGGAUGAGGAGGAGGACCUGGACGAACGCGGCCAGCCCGACAAGUUUGGUGUGAAGGCCUCCCCGGGCUGCACGCCCUGCCCAGAGAGCCCCGGCCGCCACCAUCACCACCACCACCACCUGCUGCACCAGCUGGUCCUUAACGAAAUCCAGUUCUCCGCCUUUCGGGGCCAGGAAUGCAUCUUUUCCAAAGUGAGCGGUGGCCCUCAGGGCGCCGACCUGAGCGUCUGCGCGGUCACCUCCCUGCCCGCACUGUGCGAGCCGGGCGACCUGCUGGAGCUGCUGUGGCUGCAGCCGGAGGAGCCCGAGCCGCCGGCGCCCGCCCCGCACUGGGCCGUCUACGUGGGCGGCGGGCAGAUCAUCCACCUGCACCAAGGCGAGAUCCGUCAGGACAGCCUGUACGAGGCGGGCGCGGCCAACGUGGGCCGCGUGGUGAAUAGCUGGUACCGCUACCGCCCGCUGGUGGCCGAGCUGGUGGUGCAGAACGCCUGCGGCCACCUGGGCCUCAAGAGCGAGGAGAUCUGCUGGACGAACUCGGAGAGCUUCGCCGCCUGGUGCCGCUUUGGCAAGCGGGAGUUCAAGGCGGGAGGGGAGGUGCCGGCUGGGACGCAGCCUCCGCAGCAGCAGUACUAUCUCAAGGUGCACCUGGGAGACAACAAGGUGCACACGGCCAGGUUUCACAGCCUGGAAGACCUCAUCCGCGAGAAGCGCCGCAUUGACGCCAGCGGCCGCCUGAGAGUGCUCCAGGAGCUCGCUGACCUAGUGGAAGACAAGGAGUAGCGUGGGGGCGCCACCCGCCCCUCCUGUCUCCCCGAGUGCCCCACUCCCUUCCCAGCACCGGGGUCCCCCGCUGACAAUUCACUCCCCUAGUCCCCUCGCCAGCGGCCGCCGCAGCGGGGGGCCAGUGCCCAGCUGCACCCCAGCACCCCUUCAGCAAGUGGCAGGAAGUCUCAGGAACUGGCCUCGGGGCUGGGGCUGAAAGGGCAGCUGUUUGCGCCGGGCUGCGACCCCCAGGGGGCGGUAAUCCUGUGGGGAAAACCCAGCGAGUUAUUGGAGGGAAAGGAGGAUGGGCUGAAGGGAGCAGGGGCUCGGCUCUCCCCGCGAGUCGCGAGUCGAUGCCCCGAGACUCCCGCCCCGCACGAGAAAGUCACCUUCACCAACCCCCGGCGCGCACACAAAGGCGGGUCUGAGGUGAGAAUGGGUAUCUUCAGGGCACAGCUCAGCCCCUGUGUGGAUCUGUCCCCAGACUGCAGGAUUUCCAAGAAAUCGAGCCUGUCCCUUAGGCACUUGUGACUCAUCCCACAAGCGAGCACCUUGGCCCUCCCGGUGAUCCCAAGGCUGCCCACGACUGCUCCAGCUCUCCAGCCCCGGGUCUCCCGACGCUGUAUCCCAGGCUCCAGGCUAAGCUAGAUAGUGUCUGCUUCCCCUUCUUUCCAGCCAGGGGAGAACGCCACCCUCUACCUCCCCGGCACAAGGGAAUCCUCCCCCUCCGGGAGGAAAAUGGCACAGCUAAUUGGGUGAGGAGCUGGGGCCCUGCCCCCGCCUUGGAGAGGGUUGCCCUGGUCUCUGGAAACUUGAAUUUGUGGAGAAGGGCACUUGUUGUUCUUAACCCUAAUUGCUCCCUCCUUGGGCUGCAUUUCAAAAAAUAAUCACAUUUCUAACGGGGUCGGAGGAGAGGGAGGGGGAAGCUAUGGCAACAUUCCAGAAACCAGCACUAGUAUAGAACCAUAGCCAGUAUAUUUAGUUUGGCUUUUCCUAACAUAGAAAUCUUUGAAGGUGGGGAAGUGGAAAUAAAGUUUUAAAAACGGGGGGUGGGGGCAGUUCCCCAACUAUGUCAACAAGGCCUAUCAUGUUGAUGUUUUUAUUGACCAGUUUAGCAACAUGCUAAUAAAAUUUCAAAUUGAAAUUUUUA